AUAUAUAUAUAUAUAUAAACAUUUGCUCACACCAUUUGAAGAAAAGCUCCACUAAACAACAAUGGAGCUUCUCCUCUUCAAGAAACAUGGUAACCUAAACAAAACAAUUAAAAAAAUAGUUGUAAUAACAGCCAUAGCAAUAAUCUUACUCGCCUUUAUCCGUAUCAACAAUCCAAUCCCGCAUAAUCAUUACUCCAAUCCUCCAUUAUCCAACUACCCAGCAGCAGGAUUAGUUAUCCCAUCUCCAAACCAGCAGCUGAUUAAUAUUAAUAUUGCGGCACAGGAUAUAAAGAUAACAGACGUCCGAGAAGAGUGCGAUGUAUUCGCGGGCGAGUGGGUCCCGAAUCCGGAUGCUCCGUAUUACACGAACGACACGUGCUGGGCGAUCCACGAGCACCAGAACUGCAUGAAGUACGGUCGACCCGAUUCGGGUUUCUUGAAGUGGAAGUGGAAACCGGAUGGGUGUGAUUUGGAUGUAUUGAACCCGUUUCAGUUGUUGGAUAUUGUUCGGGGCAGGUCCUUGGCGUUUGUUGGAGAUUCUGUUGGGAGGAACCAGUUGCAGUCCAUGAUUUGCCUCUUGUCCAGGGUAGAGUACCCGAUCGACGUGUCUCCAACAACAGACGAGCACUUCAAACGCUGGAAGUACGUAAAUUACAAUUUCACCCUCGCCUAUUUCUGGUCGCCGUUCCUAAUCCGGUCCGACGAGGGCGACCCGGACGGUCCAACAAAAACCGGUCUACUCAACCUCUACCUCGACGAACCGGACGAGUCAUGGGCGACUCAGAUCGACGAGUUCGACUACGUCAUCCUCAACGCCGGCCACUGGUUCACGCGGCCCGCCAUCUACCACGAGGACCGCCGCCCCGUCGGCUGCCGGUACUGCCAGCUCCCCAACCUCACCGACCUCCCCGCCACCUACGCCUACCGCCGCGUCUUCCGGACGGCGCUCAGAUCCAUCGCCGAGCGCGUGAGAUUCAACGGCGUCGCGAUCGUGCGCACGUACGCGCCGUCGCACUUCGAGGGCGGGCUCUGGGACGCCGGCGGGAACUGCGUGCGGCAGCGGCCGUACCGGAGGAACGAGACGGAGCUGGAGGGUUCAGAUCUAGGCAUGUACGAGGCGCAAUUGGAGGAAUUUAUGGCGGCGGCGGCGGGGGCAAAGAAGAGAUUCCGGUUGAUGGACACGACGGCGGCGAUGCAGCUGAGACCCGACGGGCACCCGAGUAGAUACGGGCAUUGGCCGGAGGAGAAAGUGGGUUUGUAUAAUGAUUGUGUGCAUUGGUGUUUGCCUGGGCCCAUUGAUACUUGGGCCGAUUUUUUGCAGCAUAUGAUAAAAAUGGAGGCCCGGAUUUCAUAUAUGGAGAGAAAGAAUAUUAAAAUGCAUUAAAUUCAUUUACUCCGGAUUUCAUAUAUGGAGUUUUUUAAUUUUAUCCUUGAAUAGUUGUAAUUUCAUAUAUAUGAAAAAUCGGACUGAUCGGAUAAGAAUUUAAUGAAUAGGAAAUUAGAUUGUCUGACGCUUUCGAAGGAUGCGUUCAGAAUCUAUAUUUGUUUGCUGAGGCCUCGUUUGGUCUAUAAUGAAAGUAAGAUUACAUAGUUUUGUGAG
This is a messenger RNA of Erythranthe guttata (spotted monkey flower), 1600 nucleotides long. RefSeq names its product protein trichome birefringence-like 19. Gene Ontology annotation, cellular component: Golgi apparatus. NCBI's taxonomy places the organism in Eukaryota, Viridiplantae, Streptophyta, Magnoliopsida, Lamiales, Phrymaceae. Gene Ontology annotation, molecular function: O-acetyltransferase activity. The record is from RefSeq and is a predicted model, not a curated record.